Molecule: messenger RNA, 4602 nt
Organism: Meriones unguiculatus (Mongolian gerbil)
Lineage: Eukaryota; Metazoa; Chordata; Mammalia; Rodentia; Muridae
Product: zinc finger protein 260-like
Exons: 5
Coding region: 568-2802 (744 amino acids)
Biological process (GO): regulation of transcription by RNA polymerase II
Molecular function (GO): RNA polymerase II cis-regulatory region sequence-specific DNA binding; DNA-binding transcription factor activity, RNA polymerase II-specific
Source: RefSeq, a predicted model, not a curated record
GACAGGACGCCGAGCUGCGGAGCGCGGUCUCUGCCCAGGGCUGAGGCGGCUGCAGGGGGAUGCCGAGCGAUCGGGUUCUACGCGCCUGUGUUUCGCCACUUCCCAGUGUGCUGUCCUGUGUGAUUCACACCGGCGUCCCUAAAAAUUGUCGUGUGAGCACGUUGGGGCCAGGACUCUUGAGUGUGCGCUGCAGGAUCCCGGAGCAUCAGGCCGAGGACCUUGAGGUGGCUUGUGACCGCUCGGGCAUUGAUUGGCUUAGGAGUCAGGCGAGCAGCGCUGCUCAGACGGAUGGAGCCUGGGGCGGGUGUCGGCUGCAUUCUGGCCCCGCAGUGUUUGAGAGCUGUUAGCUGGAGCCCUGGCCCCGGCGCAGACACUGGCCUGCCAGAGCAGAAACACUCCAAAGAGUGUGAGGCCUGCCAGAGGUUUGCCUUUUGGUAAGGAUCGGUAGUUGACAGGGCUCUCUGAUGUCUUUGCAGACCUCUGGGGGAUGCUGAAUCAUUCACACUGCCAAUUUUCUCGACAUAACCAAGCUGGCCUCUGCCCUGCAACUCUCCUUGGAUCCUCCACAUGCUCACGUGUCUUCAGAAUCCUGAGAAAGUCAGAGGCAGACCAAGAGCAGAAACCACAGAGGACAUGCCUACUGACAUGACUUUCUGCCAGAAGGCCCGGAGACUGGGAACAGGGGAGCAGGAUGGAUCCUGUGAGAGAUUGGUGACCUUUGAGGAUGUGACCGUGGACUUCAGCCAGGAGGAGUGGCAGCACCUGGACCCUGCCCAAAGACGCCUGUACCAGGAGGUGAUGCUGGAGAUCUACAGCCACCUCUUGUCAGUGGGUGAACUGCAGCUUGACACACCACAGCAACAAAUUUGUGUGAAAGCUUCGUUUCUAAAUGAUGCAGCCAGUGAAAUCACAAGGCACGGUUCAUAUUGUUUCAUUUUGGAGAAACUGUGGCAGGAUGGUGAUACUACGACAAAGACAGAUCCACAAAGCCAAAUACUGCCCAUAAGUCCUGGUGCUUUCCGAAGCCAGAAAACCCUAACCUUAGACAGUGCUUGUGACUAUGAAGAAACCGGAGAACCGAUUCUUUUGGGACCCCACCUCAUUUCUUCACAAUACGUACCUCCAAAAGGUUUCUCGUUUGCAAAAAGUUCAAAGCCUAACCUCGAAGCAAAUUGUGACAGUCAAAGCAGUGACGCAAGGCAGCUUGGUGAUGUUCUUGGACCUCACCAGUUUUUUACACAAGGUUCUUUUCAUGGUGUGUGUGCAAUUCCUCACCAAAGUGAGAAAUCAUACAAUGCGAGUCAGUUUGGAAACCUUCUUUCCCCUCAUCCACCACUUAUGGAGCAUGAAAUUAAUUUUCAAGACAAACCAGUUGAAUAUGCUGGAUGUGGGAAGGCCCUCGCUGGUGAGUCAGCUUUCUGUCAACAGCAAAUAACCAACAACAUGGAACCAUCUUUUAUCUGUCACACUUGUGGGAAAACCUUUCUCCACAAGUCUAAAUUGACCUCCCAUUCAGAAACUCACAGCGUAGAGACUCCUUAUCAGUGUCCUGACUGUGCAAAAUCACUCAUGGGUGCAGCCAGCCUGCAGGUGCACCACGGAAUCCACAUAUUGGAGAAACCUUAUGAAUGCCAUGUGUGUGGGAAAUCAUUCAGUUACACAUACCACCUAAAGGUGCACCUUCGAACACACACUGGGGAGAAACCCUACGCGUGUUCCGACUGUGGGAAGGCCUUCAGCCAAAAGUCAGUCCUCACCAUACAUCAGAGAAUUCACACUGGGGAGAAGCCUUACACAUGCAGUGACUGUGGGAAAAUGUUCGUUUGUGCAUCAGAUCUGACAAAGCACCGUCGAUUUCACACAGGAGAAAAGCCUUAUGAGUGCCCUGACUGUGGGAAAUCGUUCAGCAUUAAAUCUAACCUGCUUGCACACCAUCGAAUUCACACCAGUGAAGGAGCUUACAAAUGCUUUGACUGUGGGGAAUCGUUCCGGAAAAUAUCCCAGUUGAAGGUACAUCAUGAAAUUCACACCGACGGUAGAUCCUUUGUGUGUUCAGACUGUGGAAUGGCCUUCAGCCAAAAGUCAGUGCUCAGCACACACCAGAGAAUUCACAGUGGGGAGAAGUGUUACCCGUGCAGUGACUGUGGCAAGCUGUUCCUCUAUGCCUCGGACCUGAAGAAGCACUGUCGCUUUCACACGGGGGAGAAGCCCUACAAGUGCCACGAGUGCGGGAAGUCGUACAGGGUGAAGUCGCACCUGCACGUGCACCAGCGCAUCCACACCGGGGAGAGGCCUUUCAAGUGUGACGACUGCGGAAAGUCCUUCAGGAGGAACUGCCACCUGCAGAUGCACCAGAAGACCCACACUGGUGAGAAGCCUUACAAGUGCUCGGACUGUGGGAAGUCCUUCCGGCGGGCGUCCCACCUGAAAGUGCACCAUCGAAUUCACACCGGGGAGAAGCCCUACGUGUGUUCCGAGUGUGGGAAGUCUUUCAACGACAGGUCGGUUCUCAGCACACAUCAGAGAACUCACACGGGAGAGAAGCCUUACAUAUGCAGCGAGUGUGGCAAAGCCAUGGCUUCCAAAGCCAAUCUCAAAGAGCACCAACGAAUUCACACGGGCGAGAAACCGUAUAUGUGCGCUGAGUGUGGGAAGGCCUUCAGUGACAAGUCUUCUUUCUACAGACAUUGUAAAAUCCACAGCAGGGAGAAAGCUUUUGUCCGAAACAAAGGUGAGAAGGGCUUCCUGCAGAAUUCACAAGUGACAUCCUCUGAGCAGACUCACAGUGCAAAGAGCCUCUAGUGAUAAUAUGUCUGUGGGAAAUCUGUCUGUCAUUGCUGUGUGUCGCAGAAAGUGUGUAGUCAAGGUCACAUAUACUAACAUUACUGACGCUUUGGGAAAUUGUUCAGGAACUCUGGGUGCACCAUCCUGGGAAUGUGUUGUGGAUGCAGAAAGUCCUUCAAGAUCAUGAUGUUUUAGUAGACUCCAGUGCUCUCACCAGGCACUCAUCUGAUCAUAUAAAAGAAUUUAUUGUGGAACCAGGUCCUCAUCCAUAUCCAUCAUCAAAAUAUUCUCCUUGAUUUUCAUGAAAAAUAUUUUAUUACAGACCUAAAUAGGACUGGGGAUAUCAUACUUCGUUGGUAAAUUCUUUGUCUUCUGGACACCGCAGGCGCACAUGCAUACAUGCCACAGGUGUCUGCCCAUGGUACAUACACAAACCUAACCACGCAAGCCAUGGUUCAUAGUUAAAAACUAUGCACUGCUUAUUUAAACAUACACAUAAUCAUAUGGGAGAGAAAUAUUAAUGAACUUGUAGGGAGAAGCACAAAUGCCUGUAGACAUUUAUGGACUGUCAGUUUCCUUGCAUGUUGAAGAAAUGUUGACUAAUGAUUUAAGGUAAUCCUUCUGUAGUUAAUGGUCCAAGGUUUCUAUAGUAUUUAUAGAAAAGUUUCUUGGAAAUUACAUCAGUGGUUUCUCUGUUUAUUGUGGGAUACUGUUUUUUUGUUUUGUUUUUUAAUUUGAGACAGGGUCUCACUGUGUAGCUCAGGCUGUCCUGGGACUCACUGUAUAGACCAGUCUGGCCUCAAACCUGUAGAGACUCUCCUGCCUUUGCCUUCCAUGUGCCAGGAUUAAAGGCAUGCAUCACUGUGUCUGGCUGGAUACUAAUAUUUUUAAAUGUCACAAUACUUUCCUCGUUUCUGUCAAGGAAAGGAUGUAGUUGCUGGCCUUAUCCAUACCAUGGCGGCCAGCAGACAGUGAAGCUAGUUUUGACCUCCUAGCCUUUCAUUGUGUUCUCCACCACCAUGUCCAGUUUCAGGUUCCUGGAGAUCAUCACCUUCAGGGUGCCAUUUGAGAGAGACACAGAAACCCAGAACAUUCACAAAUGCCUGCCAGAAUCUCCACAACUCCUUUGUGCUGGUGUGAGCAAUGCUUCUCCCUGAUUUAUGUCCUUCCAGAACCUCAAAGUGACCUUGUGGAAAUGACUUUACUGUAGAAGUGACUUUAGUAUGCAGAUUAGUAUGUCACAUUCUUGUGACAAAGCCAACAAUUUUGAAAGACAGGACCAAGAGGCAGAGAUGUCAGUGACGCAGCUCCAAACCAUAGACUUUUGGUGACUGUCAGCAAUAGAAGCUAGAAAAGUAACAGGAUGCUUGCUUUCUUGGGAGUUUCCAAAAUGAGCCAUCUCUCGGCCAGAACCUUGAUUUCCACACUCUGGUCUCAAGACCCUCUCACUUAUUAGUGAGAAAAUAAGUUUCUGUUGUUUUGCCACCUAUUCUAAAGCAAUCUAGGAAAACCAAUAGCAGGCUCUGGGGUACCCAGGUACUCCUGCCUGCCUUCCUGCUUCUCCUGUUACAUCUCACUCCCCUUUUUAGUCAUUCUUUUCUCAUCCACUACUCCUGAACCUUCUGUGCACCCUUGUCCUCACCCUGGUUCCCAUAUUUUUAACUCCUCUUUCGCUAAGCUAAUCCCAUGUUGCUAUUCUUCCCAUGAAGCAAUGACCCUAGCCUACCAGGUGUCUGCCCCUUGUGGUUCUCAAACCUGUAUCCCUCAUUUUUCUCUCAUUGAGGCCCUCUAGACAUGAAUAUUACUUCUUGGAUCAGA